GGGCCCGGGCGGGAAGGCGGGGGCUGCUCCGGCAUGGCGGAGGUGGUGGAGUUCCGGGUGCCCGCGGGGAGCGCGCAGACGCUGCUGGUCUGGGGGCUGGAGCCGGAGCCAGGCCUGGAGCAUUCCCUGUUUUCAGCAUUUUCCAAAUUUGGGCUGCUCUACUCUGUGCAAGCACACAGAAAUGCUGCUGUGGCAGGGCCUGGGUAUUACGCCAUCAUCAAGUUUUAUUCAGCUGGAGAUGCCAGCAGAGCCCAGCGCACAUGCAAUGGGCAAAGGCUGUUUCAGAAAUCUCCCUUGAAGGUUUGUGUUUGCACCAAGCAGAAAGGGUUUCAGAAACAAGUCCUUGCUCUCAACAGCAGCAAGUGCCAGGAGCUGGCCAACCACUACCUUGGCUUUAACGGCUGGUCCAGUCGCAUCAUCACACUGCAGAAUGUAUCUGGCUUUGAUGGUGAGAAUGAGGAACUGGGAAAGACAUUACAGAAGCGAUCUGUGAAAUACCUGUGUGCUGUAGAGGUGACGCUGCCCAACCAUGGGGUACGCACCAGGGGAGUUGCCCUUGGUGAAGCAGAUGUAGAAAAUGGUGAAGAUCCUCUUGAGUUUGUCACAGCCACAAGAAGAGUUCAGAAACUUGCAGUCGGGAAAGCUUUGUCUAGUGCCUUUCAGAAGAUACUCCUCGUAGUCUUGGAGAAUGGGAAAGUGGUCGUGGAGUACAAUUCCUCCCAAGAGGAGCCCACAGACUUCCUAACAGAAGAGGAACUGAAGGGGCUUAUUCAGAGAGCUGACCUAACAUGUAAUGACCAUAAGAGAAGUGAGCAGCAAAGUCAAACAGAAAGCCUGCUGCUUCUCAAACCUCUCUUCCCUGAAGAGUCAUCCCUCACCUCCCCUGCCAUCUCACUUCCCUUGUGAUGGUGUGUGGGAGGUUAUUCAGUGCUCUCUCUCUGCAAGGCACCUUCCAGCCUGAUAGGAAGAGGAACAGACAGGAAUUCGGAAGGGCUUGCUUGGGAGGAGAGCUGCUGGGUGUCCUUCUGGUUCAUUGCCUUGUGAUGUCAGUCAGUCUUUCCAAAACGGAAAUGUUCCUGAGUUGGUAAAUUCCAGGGAGGCCGUCCCUUGUAUGUGGUAAAAAUAUAUUGUUUCCAGGUGCAGAGGGAUAAAGCUAAAAUAUGCUGUGGAGAAAGAAAUUUACUCUUGAUUUCUCUUCCCAGGUCAAUGAAUUGUCCUUGGAACAGUUUGACCUCAAAGAAGAAGAAGUUUUGUCUGAUCUCAGUUUUGAUGAUGAGCUCCCUAGCUGGGAGAUGCCAUCUCAUUAGUGCAGCUCUGUCUUCACAUAGUUUCCAAAAAUUCUGCAGUGUUUGAUUAGGAAGGAAGGUCUAACGCUGUGAAGUGACAUGUGCAUCAUAGCCAAUAUUUUCUGUUUCUCCAAAUAUGUAACAGCAAAAGACAUGGGCAAUAAACCUAGUGUUACUAAAAUUAAGCCCAAAAAUAUAUGCUGUUUUUGGAGAGGAAGUAUUUUCCUGUCAACUUAUUCAGGUCAGCUAUAUAUGGAAGCCAGCUUAGCUACAUGAUUAUUAUUUAGACAGCAUAACAGAUGUGCAUAGCACUUAUAGAAAAAGAAAAGGAAUGAGCCCUCCCUGCAAGAGUCUACAGUUCAGGUUUGCUCUGAUCUGCAGGAGAAAACUGGAGACAGCAGAAGGAGAUGUAUUACCAGCAGGAGUAGCUGUGGUACUUACACAUGUCUGCACAGGCACAGAAAAAAGUAUUUCUCUGAGUGACAUUUCUUUUAAAGAAAUAAGCCUAAGUCUUCUAAUAAUGUGUUGAGACAUAUGAACCACAUGUGUUGAGCCCCAACUGUAAGUAGUUGGGACAUUAUCACUAUGUAAAGCAAAGAUUCUUUCUAAUUUUGAACAAGUUUUUCAUUAAAUUAAGUAAAAUUUUGUAACCCAGUGUGAUGAAUGAACCUCAGAGGCAGCACAAGCAAUGGGAAGGGGCAUCAAGCUCCCCAAAUCAUGAGGGUGGUAGGGAGGUGGGGAAUGCUUAUUUGAUAACAAACCCCUGCUCAGAUUUUUUGACCUCUCUUUGGGAAGAAAGGUGAUUGAAAACUGGGAGAGCUCAGGGAAGAGCCACAGGAAUGGUUUGAGAUCCCUCUUGAAACGAGAGGAGUGUGGCCUGUUUAA
This is a messenger RNA of Harpia harpyja (harpy eagle), 2171 nucleotides long. It is a transcript of the gene RDM1, whose product is annotated as RAD52 motif containing 1. Gene Ontology annotation, molecular function: RNA binding. Bases 34 to 906 code for a protein of 290 amino acids. The transcript has 7 exons. NCBI's taxonomy places the organism in Eukaryota, Metazoa, Chordata, Aves, Accipitriformes, Accipitridae. Gene Ontology annotation, cellular component: nucleolus. The record is from RefSeq and is a predicted model, not a curated record.